UAGCUCGGGGUUCAGGAGCUCUCCGUCGGUUCUCCCGGUGUCUUCGCGCCGAGAGACGGAGAUGGAGCGGCUGUGCGGACCAAAGCUCCCUUUCUGGGAAGCCAAUCAGACGCUCCACACAGAUCUGCCCGACCUCCCAGAGUGUUUCCAGCUCUCUGUCCUGUCAUGGCUGCCGUGCGUCUACCUUUGGGCCGUCUCCCCCAUCUACCUGUUCUAUCUCAAGAGGAACAACAGAGGCUACAUCAUGAUGUCCAUCAUGAACAGAUUCAAAACGGUGUUCGGCUUGUUGUUGUGGAUUGUGUGUUGGACCGAUCUCUUCUACACAUUCCACGAGCUUCGGCAGGGUCACACCCAGCCGCCCAUCUACUUCGUUACCCCGCUGGUUCUGGGCAUGACCAUGCUGUUGGCCACGUUUCUGAUCCAGUUUGAGAGGUUACGCGGGGUCCAGUCCUCAGGGGUCCUCUUCAUCUUCUGGUUCCUGUCUGUGCUGUGUGCUGUCGUGCCUUUUCGCUCCAAGAUCCUACAGGCCUCCAGCCAGAACGAAGUGACGGACAAGCUUCGAUUCACCACGUUCUACUUCUACUUCGGCCUGGUGGUGUGUGAGCUGAUCCUCUGCUGCUUUAAUGAGAAACCACCUCUCUUCUCCAAUGUUGUCACAGACCCUAAUCCCUGCCCUGAAACCACAGCAGGAUUUCUCUCCACCCUGACGUUCUGGUGGUUUACAAGCAUGGCUAUUAAAGGCUACAAAACGCCUCUGGAGAGCAAAGACCUUUGGUCUCUGAACCAACGCGACAGCUCCAAGGUGACGGUGCCCAAACUCCUCAAAGAGUGGGAGAAGGAGCUGGCCAAAGCCAAGAGCAGUGAAGAGAAUCUCUCCAGCCAGGCUGUGUACUCCAAGCCCCCUCCGUCCACCACCAACCACACCGGAGGAGGAGGAGAAAGCAGCCCCGAGGAAGUAGAGGUGCUGCUGUCCAAUCAGAAGGCUGCGUCCCGCAAGCCGUCUUUCCUACGCGCCCUCAUCAAAUCUUUUGGACCCUACUUUAUGAUUGGCUCGGCCUACAAGCUGCUUCAGGAUGUCAUCACCUUCAUCAACCCUCAGCUGCUCAGGAUGCUGAUCUCGUUCACAAAGCAGAAGGGUGCUCCCGACUGGUGGGGUUACUCGCUGGCCUUCCUCAUGUUCUUCACAGCGUUCCUGCAGACUCUCAUCCUCCACCGUCACUUUCAGUACUGCUUCGUCACCGGCAUGAAUGUACGCACAGCCGUCAUAGGAGCUAUCUACAGGAAGGCACUGGUGAUAACUAACGCUGCCAAGCGUUCAUCCACUGUGGGAGAGGUAGUCAACCUGAUGUCGGUGGACGCACAGAGGUUCAUGGACCUCACCACCUUCCUCAACCUGCUGUGGUCGGCUCCUAUUCAGAUUAUGCUGGCGCUAUAUUUCCUCUGGCAGAACCUCGGUCCGUCCGUUCUGGCUGGGGUGGCUGUCAUGAUCAUGCUGAUCCCCUUUAAUGCCGUCAUCGCCAUGAAGACGCGGGCCUACCAGGUGGAGCAGAUGCAGUACAAGGACUCUCGUAUCAAGCUGAUGAACGAGAUCCUGAAUGGCAUCAAAGUCCUGAAGCUGUAUGCCUGGGAGAACUCCUUCAAAGAAAAGGUCCUUGCCAUUCGGCAGAAAGAGCUCAACGUGCUGCGCAAGACGGCCUACCUGGGAGCGCUGUCCACCAUGGCCUGGACCAGCGCCCCGUUCCUGGUUGCCUUGACAUCGUUUGCCGUGUUUGUGACAGUGGAUGAGAACAACGUCCUGGACGCGGAGAGGGCCUUUGUGUCGCUCUCACUCUUUAACAUCCUCAGGUUCCCUCUAAACAUGCUUCCCCAAGUCAUCAGCAGCCUCGUGCAGGCCAGCGUAUCGCUGAAGCGAAUCCAACAUUUCCUGAGUCAUGAUGAGCUGGAUCCAAAUUCAGUAGACAGAACCAACACAGCCACAGAGUUUUCAGUGACAGUGGUCAACGGGAAAUUCAGCUGGGCUAAAGAAGAUCCUCCUGUCCUGCACAAUAUCAACGUGAUGGUUCCUCAAGGCUCCCUGCUGGCGGUGGUGGGCCACGUCGGCUGUGGGAAGUCCUCUCUGAUCUCUGCGCUGCUCGGUGAAGUGGAGAAACUGGAGGGAGAGGUUUCUAUUCGGGGAUCAGUGGCAUACGUACCCCAGCAGGCCUGGAUACAGAAUGCCACCCUGAGGGACAACAUCCUGUUUGGGAAAGCCUACAAUGAGCAUAAGUACCGCUGCGUUCUGGAAGCCUGUGCCUUAACUCCUGACCUGGAAGUGCUGCCUGGAGGAGAUAUGACUGAGAUAGGCGAGAAGGGCAUCAACCUCUCCGGUGGGCAGAGGCAGAGGGUGAGUCUGGCCCGAGCCCUGUACAGCGACACUGACGUCUACCUGCUGGAUGAUCCGCUGUCAGCCGUGGACGCCCACGUGGCCAAACACAUCUUUGACAACCUCAUCGGUCCAGAGGGUGUUCUAAAGGGCAAGACACGUAUUCUAGUGACACAUGGCAUCAGCUUCCUGCCUCAGGUGGAUAACAUCAUGGUGAUGGUGGACGGCAGGGUGUCAGAGAUGGGCUCCUACCAGGAGCUGCUCAAACAGAACGGAGCCUUCGCAGAGUUUCUCAGGAACUACGCCCUGGAGGACAUCGUAGAGGAGGAAGAGGCCACUGAGGAUCAAAUUGAAGAUGAGGAACUGUUCCCUGACGAUGCCCUUAGCAACCACACAGACAUGGUGGACAACGAGCCGGUGAUCAAUGAAGCUAGGAGAAGUUUCAUAAGGCAGAUCAGCAUCAUUUCAGCAGACGGAGAGAACCCCAAGUCCCGCUCGGUGAGGAGACGUGGCUGCAGCCAGAGGAAACACUCCGAGCAAGAGGAGAAGAAGAAACCACUCGAGAUGAAGAAACUCAUCCAGGCAGAGACCGCGGAAACAGGCAGGGUGAAAACAAAAGUGUACCUGGAGUAUGCUAAGGCGGUGGGAGUUCUUCUCUCGGUGUUCAUCUGCUUCCUGUACGGCUGCCAGAGCGCGGCGUCCAUCGGAGCGAACAUCUGGCUCAGCCAGUGGACCAAUGACGCCUCAACGAAUCAGACCAAGGAGAAUGUUCACAUGAGGGUGGGGGUGUACGCAGCACUGGGCAUUGCACAAGGUAUCCUGGUCAUGAUCUCUUCCUUCACACUAGCCAUGGGGAACAUCGGUGCAGCCCGGAAGCUGCACUCUAACCUCCUCACCAACAAAUUUCACACGCCCCAGUCUUUCUUUGACACCACGCCUAUAGGACGAGUCAUCAACCGCUUCUCCAAGGACAUCUACGUCAUAGACGAGGCUCUCCCGGCCACCGUGCUCAUGUUCCUGGCCACCUUCUUUGUUUCUCUCUCCACCAUGAUAGUUAUCGUUUCCAGCACACCCAUCUUUGCCGUUGUCAUAGUGCCGCUGGCUUUCAUAUACAUCUUUGUGCAGAGAUUUUAUGUCGCCACGUCUCGGCAGCUAAAGCGUCUGGAGUCGGUCAGCCGCUCGCCCAUAUACUCCCAUUUCUCAGAGACCGUCACUGGCAGUAGUGUAAUCCGAGCCUAUGGCAGACACUCAGCCUUUGUUCUGAUGAGUGAUAUGAAAGUGGAUGACAACCAAAAGAGUUACUACCCUGGUAUAGUGUCCAACAGGUGGCUCGGAGUGCGUAUUGAGUUCAUUGGGAACUGCAUGGUGUUGUUUGCUGCUCUGUUCGCCGUGAUUGGGAAGGAGAAUCUGAACCCGGGCCUUGUGGGUCUGUCAGUGUCCUACGCUCUGCAGGUGACCAUGUCGCUGAAUUGGAUGGUGCGAAUGACUUCAGAUCUGGAGAGCAACAUAGUAGCAGUGGAGAGAGUGAAGGAAUACUCUGAGACCAAGACAGAGGCCCCCUGGGAGGUGGAGGACAAGAAGCCCCCACCUGAAUGGCCCAUGGAGGGGAACGUGGAGUUCCAAGACUACAGCGUUCGGUACCGAGAGGGGCUGGAUCUUGUCCUAAAGAACCUCACGCUGAGCGUCAAAGGAGGAGAGAAGAUUGGUAUCGUGGGUCGUACAGGGGCUGGCAAGUCCUCCAUGACGCUCUGCCUUUUCAGAUUGCUCGAGGCUGCAGCCGGAGAGAUCACCAUCGACGGGCUGAAGAUAUCCGAGCUAGGGCUGCACGACCUGAGGUCCAGACUCACCAUCAUUCCACAGGAGCCUGUGCUGUUCUCGGGCACACUGAAGAUGAACCUGGACCCCUUUGAGAAGUACACUGAUGAAGACAUGUGGAGAGCUCUGCAACAGUCCCACCUCCACAAGUUUGUCAGCAACCAGCCGGCAAAACUGGAGCUGGAGUGCUCAGAGGGAGGAGAGAACCUCAGUGUGGGCCAGAGGCAGCUGGUGUGUUUGGCUCGAGCUCUCCUGAGGAAGACGAGGAUCCUCAUCCUGGAUGAAGCUACAGCUGCGAUCGACCUGGAAACAGAUGACCUCAUCCAGUCCACCAUUAGGACUCAGUUUGACGACUGCACCGUGUUUACCAUCGCUCACAGGCUCAACACAAUCAUGGAUUACACAAGAGUGCUGGUGUUGGACAAGGGACAGAUAGCAGAGUUUGACACUCCGGCAAACCUCCUAUCGCAGAAAGGCAUCUUCUACGGCAUGGCUAAAGAUGCAGGACUGACACAGUAGAACCGCCUUUUUUACCCAAUGUUACAAACCAGGGUUCAGUCUGACUCUGAAUUUUAAACCUGGCAGUGGAACUGAAGAGUGCCUUUUAUGUGUACUUGGUAUUUUUUUCAGGACACUUGCUGCCGGUUUUGAAUUCAGCCUGAACUCCUCUGCAGACUUGGAUGGAUUAGCAGUUGCAAACAGAUGUAGUGUUUGUCUGAACCAACAUCAGGACAUUUACCUACUCUUCUGUGAUUGUCUUAAGUUUCUGGCACUGACUGUAUUGUCUUGGUUGGCAAACACUGUCUCCUUGGCAUCUAAAUAGGAAAAAACAAGCCAUAUGUGCAAAUACUAGUUGAUCCAAGUCUGCUCUUUAGUGCCUUCUGCCAGUGGGAUGAAGAAAGCCAGUGAAUGUAUCAUUUUAUAAUCGGCUCUUUGCUGCAAACAACAAAACAGAACUUUUUUAUUUUAUAUUUUCUACAAAGAAAAAUACUGUGCCACUGUACUUUCCUCAUAAGAAAAAAAAGAAUAUACACUUUUGUGAUAAACCCACUUAUUUUUGUAUUGUACCGUUAUUUAAGCUACUUUUUAAAUAAUUGUAUCAUCUAGGGAAGUUUGCUCAGUUAAAUAUGUGAUUCUUUUGUGAACCAAAUCUAUUAAAACUUGAAUUCUGUACCACCAAAAUAUGAAAUAUGAUAAUGCCUUUAUUAAAA
Molecule: messenger RNA, 5388 nt
Organism: Anoplopoma fimbria (sablefish)
Lineage: Eukaryota; Metazoa; Chordata; Actinopteri; Perciformes; Anoplopomatidae
Gene: abcc3
Product: ATP-binding cassette, sub-family C (CFTR/MRP), member 3
Exons: 31
Coding region: 62-4696 (1544 amino acids)
Biological process (GO): transmembrane transport
Cellular component (GO): membrane
Molecular function (GO): ATP binding; ABC-type transporter activity; ATP hydrolysis activity
Source: RefSeq, a predicted model, not a curated record